AUGCUCUGCGUGAAUCCUGUGUUUUGUGUUAGUGCAAUCGUUCCUCAUUUUACUUUUUGCUCCCCUCCCCGCCUCUGCCCUGGUCUUCCUUAUUAUCUUUCCCCCCUCCACAAUUCGUGCCAGCAACGUGGUAGCCUGCCUAGUGCGUUGUAUCCCUGGUCGUUCCACUGCAUCAUUCUUUGUCUUUCAUUUGCAUUUUUGUGCGUCUGCCUUUUUGUUCGGUUCGGAUUUAGCGCGCUAUCACCAUCGUCUGUCGCUGUACCCUGCUAUAACCUCGCUUCUUCCUCGCCACCCCCAAACCCCAAGCCUGUUGAGACGAAAGGCCGUCAUUCGGAUCAUUCCUCUUACUCGUAUAUCAGCACUCUAACUGUUGUCUUCUCAAUUCUCUAG
Aspergillus niger is the source of this 390-nucleotide messenger RNA. RefSeq lists its product as uncharacterized. Lineage: Eukaryota; Fungi; Ascomycota; Eurotiomycetes; Eurotiales; Aspergillaceae. The record is from RefSeq and is a predicted model, not a curated record. The transcript has a single exon. The coding region runs from base 1 to 390 and encodes 129 amino acids.